Silurus meridionalis is the source of this 2603-nucleotide messenger RNA. RefSeq names its product E3 ubiquitin-protein ligase TRIM68-like. The record is from RefSeq and is a predicted model, not a curated record. The transcript has 7 exons. Lineage: Eukaryota; Metazoa; Chordata; Actinopteri; Siluriformes; Siluridae. The coding region runs from base 147 to 1814 and encodes 555 amino acids. Gene Ontology annotation, molecular function: protein binding; zinc ion binding.
UUACAUGCAAAAAGAGAUGUCUUCAUGAGAACACCAUCUCCACACUAAGGAACCUACAGCUUGUGAAAGUGACAAAAUUUGCUGAAGGUCAAUUUGAGGGGGCAAAAAGGCAAAGGGACAAAAGAGGACAAGAGUGGGUGAGAGUUAUGGCUUCAACAAGCAGUCUCUUGUAUGAAGAACAGCUCCAGUGCUCCAUCUGUCUGGAUGUGUUUACUGAUCCAGUCUCUACUCCAUGUGGACACAACUUCUGCAAGACCUGUCUCAAUGAGUUCUGGGACACCAGUUCGCAUUACAAAUGUCCAAUGUGCACAUUAGAUUUCCCCAAAAGACCAGAGCUCCGUGUGAAUACGUUUAUUUCAGAACUGAGUGCUCAGUUUAAGAUGUCAGUUCAGUUCAAAUCCAGCAGCAGUGCUGAUCAACCUUCAAACCAGGAACCUAAAGGGGUUCUGUGUGACUCUUGCAAUAAGGAAAAGCUUGAGGCGCUAAAGUCUUGUUUGGACUGUGGCGUUUCUUUAUGUCUUACUCAUCUGCUGCCUCAUAAAACUGCAGCUAAAUUAAAAAAACACAAACUGAUCGAUCCUGUGGAGAACCUAGAGGACUACAUCUGCCAGAAACAUGAAAAAACGCUGGAGCUGUUCUGUAGAGAUGACCAGAUGUGUGUGUGUCAGUUCUGCAUUUUGGGGGACCACAAGAAUCACAACACUGUUCCUAUGGAGGAGGAAAGUCAAGAGAAGAAGAGUCACCUUGUGGAGACCCAGAAGCAUGUUCAGAAGAUGAUCCAGAGUCGACAGGAAAAGCUGGAGGAGCUAAAACAGUCUAUAGAACUCAAUCGAAGACAUGCCAACAUGGAGAAAACGGAAAGCAUGAAGAUGUUCAGCGCUCUGAUGCGUUGCAUUGAGAAAAGCCAAACUGACCUUCUUCAGGUGAUGGAAGAAAAGCAGAACGCAAAUGAACGACUAGCACAACAGUUCAUUCAAGAGCUGGAGCAGGAAAUUGCUGAAUUACAGAAAAAAAACGAUGAGAUGCUGCAGCUCUUACGUACCCAAGAUCACCUUAAGUUCCUACAGUUUUACCCGUUUCUGCACGGACCUUUACACAACAACUAUUGGAAUAAUGUCCAAAAUAAUUCGCAACUCAGUAUAGAGACAUUGAGGAGAGUUCUUCAUGAGCUUCAGGAGUCUCUCAAUAAGGAGAUUCUGAAGCUUCCAGAGAUUGAACUAAAGAUAUUUCAGCAAUAUGCAGUGGAAGUGACUCUGGAUCCUGACACAGCGAAUUCUAAACUUAUCCUGUCCAAUAAUCUAAAACAAGUGAGAUAUAGCAACAAAGGACAGAACGCUCCUGAUAACCCCGAGAGGUUUAAGCGUUGUGUCAACGUGCUGGCGAAGGAGGGAUUCUCCUCAGCAAGAUUUUACUAUGAUGUGCAAGUUAGAGGAAAAACAGCCUGGGAUUUAGGAGUGGCUCGUGCGUCUAUCAAUAGGAAGGGGGAAAUUAUAUACAAUCCAAAGAAUGGAUACUGGAUCUUGAUGCUAAGGAAUAAGACCGAUUACAAGGCUUGUGAAUCUCCCCUCAUUCCCCUUACAUUAAAACAGGCUCCUCAGAAGGUAGGGGUGUUUGUGGAUUAUAAUGAGGGUUUGGUCUCCUUCUAUGAUGUUGAGGCUAAAGCUCAUAUUUACUCUUUCACUGGUCAGACUUUCACUGAGACACUCUAUCCAUUCUUUAGUCCGUGUCUUAAUCAUAGUGGAAAGAAUUCAGCACCACUGAUCAUUACAUCUACUGAACAUUAUUUUUCCACGGAAAACAUCUUUGCAUGUUAAGAAAUAAACCAUCAGGUGGUAUCAAAAAGUUUCACUAUCACCUUCAAAUAGUCCCCUUUUACAGCAAUAUUCAUUCACUUCAAUUCAGUUGUAUAGACAUUCACUGGGCUUUGUCUCAAAGCAGAUUUACAGAGAUAAAGUGGUAAUGAGGUUGUAUAAAAGAAUGUGUUUUUUGCAUAUGUUAUUUCCUUAUAACUGUUUAUCACUAGUGAGCGAGCCAGUGGCGACUGUGGCAAGAAAAAACUCCCUGAGAAGAUAUAAGGAAGAAACUUUGAGAGGAAUCAGAUUUGAAAGGAACCCAUCCGCAUCUGGGUGGAACCCAUCCUCAUUCAUUGCAUUUCCAUUGUUGAGGUGUGCAUUAUGGGUGCGCAAAUACAGUGACUUUCUUCAGCUCUUGAACCGCGCUUGCUGCUCAGAACACCUCGAGCGACUCUUUGCAGCAUUGCUGUAUGUCAAACGGACGUCACGUCAAGCUUCUCUGUGGCGGAUUUGCACGGUUUCACGGAAAAUAUCACGUUUGCUCUUUGUUCCAAUCGCUGUCCAUGAUGAAAUCGCAGAUGUGGUGAAGCAUGUGGUCAGAGUAGCACCAUUACACCAUUCGCCUUAAAACUUUUUGAUACCUCCUCAUAGCACGCAAUUAGAAAGAUUUAAAAAAUAUAUUUUAUAUGAUUUUAUUUAUGAUGUCUGCAGUUAUUAGAUUGUGUACAAUCAUUUUGUCUUUUCUGUAAUGUAUUUAUAGAAAAUCUAUCAUAUGUUAAAACUGUUAAAAAUGGCAUGUUUUACAGUUUA